AUGGCCGCUGUAAAACCUGUGUGGAACUACGAGCUCGCUCGCCGGUUGACUGUUACAGCGGCGGGCGACCGCCCCGUACUCCAGCAGCAGCAGCUUCCUUCCCCAUGCCGUCUUCCCCGCUUCCUCUUUGACCCCCCCCUUCGCGGCCUCGUCGCCAGUUCCCCACAGUCACCUUCGCGCACAUACACGAGCGCGCACGCAGGAGCAGCUCACUGCUCACUCCGCCAGCGGCAAGCUAGAUUCGAGCUAUUCAGCUAUAUAAGUAGCCAUCUCCUCGUCGUCUUCCUCACUUCUCUAGCCAGCGCCCACGCCAAUGACUCGACGACAAGGUCGGCAGGCUUGAGUGAGCAGGAGCCAGUGAACUGCAGCAAGAUCGAAGCCAUGAGACUAGCAGCCGCACUACUUGUGAUCCUCGCCGCCGCCGCAUCUAUGAGCUUCUUCCUCCUUCUUGUGCCAGCUGCCGCCUCCAGGCCGUCUCCCCUGUUCUCCUCUUCCACGGGUGGCAUGGCGGCCGGGAAGGAGGAGGAGGAGAAGGUGCGGCUGGGGUCGAGCCCGCCGAACUGCCGCAACAAGUGCUACGAGUGCAGCCCCUGCGUCGCGGUGCAGGUGCCCUCCCUCUCCGCUCCGUCCAGGCCAGCUGCCACCACGGCGCGCGCCGGCGCCGGCGACGUCGUGGCGGCGCGCGGGGGCGUGCCGCUGCCACCGCCGCUCGUGACGCUCUCCGAAUACAAGCCGCUCUGGUGGAAGUGCCAGUGCCGCGACCGCCUCUACGAGCCCUGA
This is a messenger RNA of Lolium rigidum, 780 nucleotides long. RefSeq lists its product as uncharacterized. The coding region runs from base 1 to 780 and encodes 259 amino acids. Gene Ontology annotation, biological process: stomatal complex development; guard cell differentiation. The record is from RefSeq and is a predicted model, not a curated record. Lineage: Eukaryota; Viridiplantae; Streptophyta; Magnoliopsida; Poales; Poaceae. The transcript has 3 exons.